Messenger RNA from Anoplophora glabripennis (Asian longhorned beetle), 1083 nucleotides. Its product is annotated as carboxypeptidase A1-like. The transcript has a single exon. NCBI's taxonomy places the organism in Eukaryota, Metazoa, Arthropoda, Insecta, Coleoptera, Cerambycidae. Gene Ontology annotation, molecular function: metallocarboxypeptidase activity; zinc ion binding. Bases 1 to 1083 code for a protein of 360 amino acids. Gene Ontology annotation, biological process: proteolysis. The record is from RefSeq and is a predicted model, not a curated record.
AUGACAAGAAAACGCAAAAGGUGCUCCAAAAAACCCACCCCCUUUAUAAAGAAGAAAUCGAAAACAUCUUUGGCUGGAGUGAACCAACAGAAGUACCCCCUGAGGAGAUACGAGCCAUACCACGAAAAAUUCCUCACCUACAGCCAGAUACGAGAUUUCCUAGUAAGACUCCAGAAGAGUUGUCCUAAUAUCAUGCAGGUAUCUACCAUAGGCCUGUCUACUAAGGGACGCCCUAUUUACAUGGCCGUCAUCUCUGAGGGUGAUUCUACAAGCAAGCCCAAGUCAGGCACCAUGAUAGUGGCGGGCGCCAACGGCACUGAGUGGUUCACCGUUUCCAGUGCCCUCUACAUGAUCGAGCAGUUGGUGAAGGGCAGGAACCUCGUGAAGAUCAUGGACUACUUCAUAAUCCCCUGUUCCAACCCGGACGCCUACGAGUGCAGUUUGGAAAAUAAAGGCAAGGAAAUAAACGCAAUGGACCUUUCCAGGAAUUUCCCGUUCAGUUUGGGCAUAUAUGACUUGAGCGGAAUCAGCAACGAAGUAUUCUUCAAAGCCAUAAGGGAGUGGAAGGAAAAUUACAGGUUUGACUGUCCAGAACGUUUGGCUGUGAUAAAGGCUGUUUUGUCGUAUCAAGUGGCCAUCAAACUCUUUAUAUCCUUGGAAGGCGACGGAACCAAAAUCACUUAUCCUUUUGGAUUUUGUAAUAUCGAGAUUAGCGACGUGGAGGACCUGAAGAAGGUGGCCAAAGCUGGCAAAAGUGGUAUAAAAUGUCGCUGUUUUGCGGUUGGAUCGAUGUAUAACCUAGAUGGGAUGCGUUUUGGUUCAAUGGUGGAUUAUAUCAAAAUGUGUCAGGGCUCUAUCAAGUUCACGUACACUAUCCAUGUCAAUGAGAAGGAAAAGAACUUGAAUCCGUGUAAAAUCCUCUGUUACGGGCAAGAUGUUAUGAACUGCGUCAGGUUUAUGGCGAAAAACAUAUACAUGCUGUACGAUAAAACUGAAAUAAAUUCCUGUGAUGAUUUUUUUGCUUUCAUUGUGAUUUGUAUUUGGAGAUACAUGGUGUUUAUUAAGUACUUGUUCAAAAUUUAA